Triticum dicoccoides is the source of this 1118-nucleotide messenger RNA. RefSeq names its product protein FAR1-RELATED SEQUENCE 5-like. The coding region runs from base 12 to 1052 and encodes 346 amino acids. The transcript is spliced from 3 exons. Gene Ontology annotation, biological process: regulation of DNA-templated transcription. Lineage: Eukaryota; Viridiplantae; Streptophyta; Magnoliopsida; Poales; Poaceae. Gene Ontology annotation, molecular function: zinc ion binding. The record is from RefSeq and is a predicted model, not a curated record.
AAGCUUUGGCGAUGGCAGUGGCAAUUAAGAGAACUUUACCCAAGACCACACACCGGUGGUGUAAAUGGCAUGUCUUGAGUAGGGCUCAGGAAGUAUUGGGACAUGUAUACAAAAAGCAUUUAAGUUUUGGUGAUGAUUUCAACAUGGUAGUGAACCAUAUGCUAACUGUUGAUGAGUUCGAGAGGGCAUGGGAUUUCCUCAUCGAAAAAUAUAACCUCCGUUCCAAUCCAUUCAUGACUAGGGUGUAUGAGUGUAGAGCGAAAUGGGCAAAACCAUACUUCAACGACAUCUUCUGUGCCCGACUGACCAGCACUCAGCGUAGUGAAAGCGCCAACCAUGUAUUGAAGAUUUACAUCGCUGCUCAAUCGUCUCUGAAUGUUUUUGUAAAACAGUACACCAAACUAAUCAGCCAGAGGGAGAAAGAUGAUAAUGUGGCCGAGAAAAACACGAGUCAGAGAUCCAUAAAGCUGACAAUGAGAUAUCCAAUUGAGCAUCAUGCAUCUAAGAUAUACACGAUCAGUGUGUACAAACUUUUUCUUCAAGAACUACUCAAAUCAAGCUCUUACAUUGUUACUGUUUUGACUGAUGGUGCAUUAUAUGAGGUACGACACAUUGAAUCUGCAACUAGAGAGGCUUGGUCUCGCGUUAUUUUCAAUAUUGAGAUCAGCUGCAACGGUCAAUUUUACAAAUGCCAGUGUGGGUUGUACAGUCAUUUUGGCAUACUUUGUUGCCAUGCACUUAGGGUUAUGCUUCAUUUAGGUGUAUGUAAAAUACCAGAUUUGCACAUCAUGAAGCAUUGGACUCGACAAGCUAGGUCUGCAGUCCCUGCCAAUCUAGUUGAACCAAAUGUUGAAAAGGGACCUAUAUUGACUAAAGAAUUCAGACAUAAGAUGAUACAUAUGGCAACAAUUGAAAUUCCAAGCCUUGGUGACCAUGACAAUGAAACAUAUGACAUAGUUAUGAGGAACAUCGAGCGAUUGAAGAAAGAGGUUUCAGUGUACAUGUACUCCAUAUCUACCACUUGUCAGAUAGGAUAUGGCUCUCACCAAUGAAGCGAAGAUGUGAAUUCUAGUCACAAUUCUGUGAUGGAUGACUGUAGUGAUGUUGAUUCCUCAAAA